GCUCGUCCACACUCCUUGAACUUCGAAGCUUAUACUCUAUAUUCACUCAUACCAUAAGGGACUAGGUGGUCGCAUCACACAAUGUCGGAGCUUCAAUUCUGCAAACAGUUCCUCUCGGCCCUGGACUCGCGUCCCAUAAAGCUGUCUUCAGACCACAUCGCCGACCCCCGCCAAUACCAGCCCGGCGUUUCUUUCACACUUCCCCGUCUCCCUCAUCCUCCUCACCCCGCUCGUCCCAACCCCCGCCCCUCUCAAUCCACGACUGCUACAUCCCAGCAAGAUGCCACCACCACACCCUCAACAAUCAACAUUACCCUCUCACCGAUGAAACCCACCUCCCCGACCGUGCCAGUCCCGAACAUCACACCCUCGACAACAAGCAUCUUCGACCUGAAGCAAGCGUACAGCACGGCGUCCAGCAUCCCCGCCGCCAAAAUCAAGAUCCUGUGGAAGAAGAAACCGGCGCAGGAUUCCAAGACGGUGGCCGAGGUUGUGGGACAGGAUAUUGAGGGUGGGAACGUGGAGUUCAGCGUCAUGGUGCUUGGGGGAGCGACUGCGUCGGCGGCGGCUCCGGCAGCUGUACCAAGUCCGCCGGCUGUGGCGCCUGGGGAGGCGGAGAAGGGGUUGGCAGCGGGGGUUCCAGCGGUGCAGGGGCCGAAUGGGAAGGAGGUCGUUGCUACUCAAGAGUUCUGGGAUGAUUUGAGGGGUUUCGUCAUUCAGAGGAUACGGAAUGAGGAGGAGGGCAGCAGGUUGGCCGGUGUGUUUAAGGCGGCUUGGGAGAAGGAUAGAUGAGGAGCUUGGUUAGAAGGGCCCUGUUGAAUAGUGAUGAGCAAGAUGGCUGAAUCGUAUCCGUAUACAUGCAUGGAUAGGCUUUGGUCAGUUUCGAAGCUUGAUACCACAGUUGAGAAGAAAGUUUGCCUGC
Molecule: messenger RNA, 922 nt
Organism: Westerdykella ornata
Lineage: Eukaryota; Fungi; Ascomycota; Dothideomycetes; Pleosporales; Sporormiaceae
Exons: 2
Coding region: 82-792 (236 amino acids)
Source: RefSeq, a predicted model, not a curated record